AUGCCUCGUGAAUCUCCAACAUCACAGCCAUCUUCUACCUCUGAUUCCCUCACAAAGCUUCUCCACCUCCCCUACAAAACCCUAUCUCAGCUGCUCCUCAAAGCAGCUUUGGACCUCAAAGACGCUGUGGUGAAGGAAACAUGGGUUGCUAAAGGAAAACGUGUUGGUGAUUACAGUCUCUAUACUGGGGCUCUUGGGACUGCCUUCUUGUUGUUUAGAGCUUACCAGGUUACAGGCGACAACACUGAUCUUGCUCUUUGUUCUGAUAUCAUUAAGGCCUGCGAUUCUGCGUCCCGCAGCUCCGGGCGUGUCACUUUCAUAUGCGGACAAGCUAGUGUAUGCGCUCUUGGUGCUGUAGUAGCACAUCACAAGGGUGAUGAACAAUCAUGCCAGCAAUACAUAACACGGUUCAGAGAGAUUAAGCUUCCCAAGGAUCUUCCAGAUGAACUGUUGUAUGGCAGGGCUGGGUACUUGUGGGCAGCUGCUUUCUUGAACAAAAAUAUCAGUAGAAGCCCAAUAUCCUCCACUAGGAUGAGGACAGUCGUCGAUGAAAUUAUAGACUCAGGACGAGAACUGGCCAAGGGAAAAUGCCCAUUGAUGUUUGAAUGGCAUGGUAAAAAGUAUUGGGGAGCGGCCCAUGGGGUGGCUGGUAUUUUGAAUGUGUUAAUGGAUAUGGAUCUAAGCCAAGAUGAGCUGGACGCUGUCAAGGAAACAUUACGUUAUAUGAUUGAGAAUCCUUUCCCGAGUGGAAAUUACCCGUCAAGUGAAGGAAGUGAAACAGAUAGGCUUGUACAUUGGUGCCAUGGGGCUCCAGGUGUUGCCCUUACACUUGUUAAAGCAUACAAGGUUUAUAGAUGUGAAGAGUUUCUGCAAGCGGCAGUUGAUGCAAGUGAAGUGGUCUGGAAUCGAGGCCUUCUCAAACGAGUUGGGAUUUGUCACGGCAUAAGUGGGAAUGCGUAUGUUUUUCUUUCAUUGUACCAGCUAACAGGUAGACCAGAGUUUUUAUAUAGGGCCAAAGCAUUUGCUUGUUUUCUUCACGACCGGGCUCAAAGACUGAUAUCGGAGGGGGUCAUGCAUGGAGGAGAUUCUCCAUAUUCACUGUUUGAAGGUAUUGGUGGAAUGGCUUAUCUGUUUCUGGAUAUGAUUGAACCUUCCCAGGCUAGGUUUCCUGGUUAUGAGCUUUAA
Messenger RNA from Striga hermonthica, 1185 nucleotides. Lineage: Eukaryota; Viridiplantae; Streptophyta; Magnoliopsida; Lamiales; Orobanchaceae. The record is from the annotation of a GenBank genome assembly.